Octodon degus (degu) is the source of this 1164-nucleotide messenger RNA. RefSeq names its product transmembrane protein 38B (gene Tmem38b). Gene Ontology annotation, biological process: potassium ion transmembrane transport. The transcript is spliced from 6 exons. Gene Ontology annotation, molecular function: potassium channel activity; identical protein binding. The record is from RefSeq and is a predicted model, not a curated record. Lineage: Eukaryota; Metazoa; Chordata; Mammalia; Rodentia; Octodontidae. The coding region runs from base 77 to 952 and encodes 291 amino acids. Gene Ontology annotation, cellular component: membrane.
GCUGUCCCUUCCCCCACCUCCGCCGCGCUGGAGGGGACCCUGUCGCCGCGGCGCGCUGCCGCGGUCGGUAGUCGCCAUGGACUCCCCGUGGGAUGACCUGACGCUGGCCUUCUCCCACACGUCCAUGUUUCCCUUUUUCGACAUCGCCCACUACCUCGUGUCGGUGAUGGCGAUGAAGCGGCAGCCGGGAGCAGCAGAGUUAGCACGUCAGAAUCCUGUUUCCAGCUGGUUCACUGCUAUGCUACACUGCUUUGGUGGGGGAAUUUUAUCCUGUAUGCUGCUUGCAGAGCCUCCAUUGAAGUUUCUUACAAACCAUACUAAUGUUUUACUGGCAUCUUCAAUCUGGUAUAUUAUAUUUUUUUGCCCAUGUGACCUAGUUUCCCAGGCCUAUUCAUACCUUCCUGUACAACUCCUGGCUGCUGGAAUGAAGGAGGUGACCAGAACUUGGAAAAUAGUAGGUGGAGUCACACAUGCUAACAGCUAUUACAGAAAUGGCUGGAUAGUCAUGAUAGCCAUUGGAUGGGCCCGAGGUGCUGGUGGUGCCAUUAUGACAAAAUUUGAGCAGUUGGUAAAAGGAGAUUGGAAACCAGGAAGUGAUGAAUGGCUGAAGAUGUCCUACCCUUCCAAGUUAACUCUGCUGGGGUCAAUUAUGUUCACGUUCCAGCACACUGAGCAUCUAGCAGUAUCGAAGCAUAAUCUCAUGUUCUUUUAUACUGUCUUUCUUGUGACCACAAAGAUAACCAUGAUGGUGACAGAGACUUCUUCUGUGACCCUUGCUCCUUUUGAGGAUACACUGAGUCGGGUGCUGUUCGGUUGGCAGAAACAAUUUUCAUGGUGUGAAAAGAAGAGUGAAACCAAACCAUCUUCCAAUGGCACUGGUUCAUCGGCCUCCAAACCUACAGCUGGUGCUUCGGAGAGUGUUAAGAAGAAGCAUGCUAAGAAGACUGGAUAAAUAUAUUUGAUGAACUCUAGAAGCCAGAAUUAUUUUUUCUUGCUAUCGGAUUGUGGUAAUAUUUCUAUGUAAAUGAUGUGAAAUAAAGAUUAUAUAUAAGAAAUAGUGACAAAAAGAAAGAGAUUCUUUCUAUUUCAGGGAGACUACCAUUUUCUUGAUUGUAAUUUUGAGUUAAGUGUGUAUCAGGUGAAUUUAUUUUUCUGAUAUUAAAA